UCUGAUUCAGUCCAGCCAGGAGACUCCGUGACUCUGGACAAUGUGAAGAAGAUUGUCGCAACGGAAUAAGGCGUCAACAAAAAUGAUGUGACCAGUUCGACCAAUCACCUGCAACUCCAUUGUUGAAGUGUUGUCUACAUUGGUGGACUUUUUCCACUCAAGACAAGUUGUGAGGACGAUGACACCUUCAAAGAGGAUCACACUGUGUCUGAUAUUUCCACUUCUUGUAGAGAUGGAUGUAGUAGCUGGUACUGGGUCCUCAUCUAUACUUCAGGACAGUGGUCUCAUAUCAGCCAACGUUGGAGACGCAGUGAUUGUGCACUGCUUCUAUAAAGGCCACAUGGACAUGUAUUUCUCCUGGUACAAGCAACCCUUGGGAGAUAAGCUUCAACUCUUCUCAACUGUCUAUAAGUUCGACAGGAACGCAACAUUUUACCAUGAGUUUAAGGAUAACCCUCGAUUCUCAGUGGAAAACGGACAAGAAAAGAAUCACCUAAAGAUCUCAGACAUGCAGCUCUCUGAUUCAAGCACAUACUACUGUGGAAGCGCUUAUGGCAACAAGGUGGAGUUUGGAAAAGGAGCCAUUCUCAUAGUAAAAGGUUCAGGGUCCAGAAACAUGACUGUGCUCCAGCAGCCUGUGUCUGAGUCAGUCCAGCCAGGAGACUCUGUGUCUCUGAACUGUACAAUACACACUGAGACCUGUGCAGGAGAACACAGUGUCUAUUGGUUCAGACAUGGCUCAGGAGAAUCCCGUCCAGGAAUCCUUUACUCGCAUGUAGACAGGAAUGAUCAGUGUGAGAAGAGCCCUGAGGCUGGGUCUCAUACACAGAGCUGUGUCUACAACCUCCCCAAGAGGAACCUCAGCCUCUCUGAUGCUGGGACUUACUACUGUGCUGUGGCCUCAUGUGGGGAGAUACUGUUUGGGAAUGGGACCAAGCUGGACAUUCAAGUUCCAGAACAUGAUUCUCCAUUUGAUCUGAGUCCUACUGUUCUGUUGUUGGUCGUCUCCAACAUCGUUUUGGGGAUAGUGACCCUUCUACUUGUCUGGGCGCUGUGCAAGACUCUGAACAGAGAUAGCAGAGGGAGGACUGAUGUCCCAACAUCCCAGGGCAAUCAGAAUCAAGACAGUGACGUGUUGAACUAUGCAGCUGUCAGUUUCACCCCCAAGAAGAAGUCCUCCUCUAGAAGAGCAAGAGAGAAGACCAGCAGAGAGGAUGCAGUGUACUCUGAUGUCAGAUACCUUCAGCAGCAGUGAACGAUAUCACCACUGUCACAAAGACUACAAGAAGCAACAUUUUAUUAUUUAGUAACUUAAUUGGCUUUGUAGUUCACAAUUCAAAAAGAAAAUAUAACUUUAAUAUUGUCUUUAUGUUAGAUUUACAUAAUGAUCCUGUCCAUCCUUACAUAGCCAUAACAUUUCACAGCUUGUAAGAAAUCUUCUGAUAGAGAAUCCCAUUUUUUGCGUUAUGACUGUGUGUUUUUAACAUAAUAAACCA
Messenger RNA from Salvelinus fontinalis (brook trout), 1496 nucleotides. RefSeq lists its product as uncharacterized. The record is from RefSeq and is a predicted model, not a curated record. Bases 179 to 1255 code for a protein of 358 amino acids. The transcript has 6 exons. Lineage: Eukaryota; Metazoa; Chordata; Actinopteri; Salmoniformes; Salmonidae. Gene Ontology annotation, biological process: response to bacterium.